Molecule: messenger RNA, 2013 nt
Organism: Xenopus tropicalis (tropical clawed frog)
Lineage: Eukaryota; Metazoa; Chordata; Amphibia; Anura; Pipidae
Product: B-cell receptor CD22
Exons: 11
Coding region: 124-1719 (531 amino acids)
Source: RefSeq, a predicted model, not a curated record
AAGGCAUUUCCAUUUUAGGCAGUUUGUGGCUGGACAUGUUGUGAAGACUGGUACGUACUGUAAUUAUUAUAUUAAUGCAGAGGGAUCGUAAACACAAGGACAUGUAAUGAGAAAACACUUACUAUGCAGGAAGAAGGACAAUAUUGGUUGGAACGUUACAGGAUGAGGCGCUACAUGCACUUAAAGUGGACUAUACUCAUGGUUGUUCUUGAAGGGGGGUUCCCAGGUUCGUACAGUCAGGAUUGGGCCAUUACCCUCCCUGAAUCCAUCAGAGCAUUGAGAGGAUCCUGUGUGGAGAUUCCCUGCACAUUCACCCGCCCCAGGGGCAACAAGGACUUCAGUCUGGUUUGGUAUAAUGAAGACUCUUUUCCUGACAAAAUAAUAUUCAGCCAACAGGAUCCCUCUGAUGUGAGUGAGGGUUACAGACACCGCACUUCCCUGGUCGGCAAUGAGCCAAACAGCUGCUCCCUGAGGAUUAAUGGUGUGCAAGAGAGUGAAACGUAUUAUCCCUAUAUAAAUGGAAACUGUAAUAUCUUCUCAGAUAUCUGUCAGACUGUGCGGGUUCAAGUCUCAGAUGAUCCAAAUGUGCCAGUAAUAAAGAUGCCUUCAAUUCUAACUGAGGGGAAACGUGCCUUCAUCUCCUGCUCUGUAGAACACACGUGCCCCCCCAGGCCCCCUACUCUACAGUGGAACAGAGCUGGGUAUAAACUCACUGACAGGCAGCAGAGCCUUAAGGAUGGAGUAUGGAAAGCUGAGACUGUAAUGGAAUAUCUCCCCUCCUACCGGGAUCAUGGGGCUGAACUUGAAUGUGAAGCUACGUAUCCAAAUGGGCUCAGAUCCCAACGCCGGGUCACUUUAAACAUAAGAUAUUCUCCAAAAAAUACAGUAAUUAUUAUAUCUGAUGGGAAGAAGGAAAGGAAAGAAGGCGAUGCCGUGAGUUUAAUCUGUGCCAGUGAUGCCAACCCUGCUGCCAAUGCCUUUACCUGGUACAACAAUAAGAGAGAUGGAACUGUAGAGCUGAGGGAGGAGCAGGGGCGGAGCAUAACUGUGACUGUGGGGCGGGGCAGAGAGACAUUCUCCUGCACUGCAAGGAACCCACUGGGAACUGGGAAUUCCACUCUCUCUGAGCUGCAGGUUUUUUAUUCACCAAAAAAUGUCAGAGUCAUAUCUGAUGGGAAGAAGGAAAGGAAAGAAGGUGAUGCAGUGAGUUUAACCUGUGCCAGUGAUGCCAACCCUGCUGCCAAUGCCUUUACCUGGUACAACAAUAAGAGAGAUGGAACUGUAGAGCUGAGGGAGGAGCAGGGGCGGAGCAUAACUGUGACUGUGGGGCGGGGCAGAGAGACAUUCUCCUGCACUGCAAGGAACCCACUGGGAACUGGGAAUUCCAGCGUUCUGGAUCUGCAGGUUUUAUCCACACAGACAGGAGAGGAACCGCCAAUAGGAAUUAUACUCGGGGGUGGAGCUGGUGCUGUAUUGGUCAUACUAUUGGCUCUUGGUCUAUAUUUAUUUCUGAGAAAGUCACACAAAGUGGAGGCUUCAGGAGACAGGAGAGUUGAGACCAACAUUCAGCUUAAUGAAAACAUUUACAUUGUACAAGAGAAGAGAGACACAGCCAUAUAUGAGAAUUCCCAGCCCCUGGAAAGUCCCUACGCUGCCCUUCAGAGGAGAGACACAGACGUAUAUGAAGUACUCAAGCUCCAGCAAAAGAGAUCCCAGUGACUGCAAUGGGUGUGACAGCUAGAAUCCAUUAAUUUAUUGAAAAAUUAGAACUUGGGAGGCGGACAGACCGGCGUAUUGGGUAGAAUUUAGGGGUUUGGUAUUGUAUAUCAGUAUUGUGUAUUAUAUAUUUCUAGGACCAAUUCACUUAUGUACCAAUAUGAUGAUGAGGAUUACAAUAUAUUUACUGCUGUAUUACACAUUAACAGCUUAUUGGUUGCUGUGUCUCAUGUAUCUCCAUAUGGAUGUAAGAGUCACAUGAUUCCAGUAUAAAUAAAUAAAGCUAUCAUGUUGAAA